AUGUUAAAAAUUUUUUUUUCAUUAUGGACAAUAUCUUGUUCAGAAUGGUUAAAUGUAUUUACAAAUGAUGCUGUUUGGUAUCAUCCGAAUUUUCCUGAUGGUUUACAAUAUAAUCAAUUAUUAGAUUUUUGUCAAAUGAAUCAACUAGUUAAACCAGCAUUAUUUCGUCAAGAUGGUCAAAUACGAGUUACAAUAAGUGGUAAUAAAACAUCAUCAUCAAAUUUCUAUCAUGUUAUGGUUCCUUAUGUUUAUGGACAAAUUCAAAAUGGAAAUAAUAAUUCAUUAUUUAUUAAUAGUGGUUAUGAAUAUAUUCAAUUAGUACUUAAUCGAAAAAAUCAACUUCAUAUUAAUAUGGUUGUUGAAUUCUUUAAUCGAGCUUCAUUACCAUUCGCUUGGCUACCAAACAAUUAA
Molecule: messenger RNA, 411 nt
Organism: Rotaria sordida
Lineage: Eukaryota; Metazoa; Rotifera; Eurotatoria; Philodinida; Philodinidae
Source: the annotation of a GenBank genome assembly